GGGGACUCUCCAUUCAUUUCUAUGGGAAAAACAAUAAUCCCAACUAUCAUGAGUCACCGGGGCACGGACCAAGAACGAAGGAACAGGACUUCAGGAAUCAGGCGAAUACGGGGGUUUUAAUUAAGGGAAAACAAGCCGGACCACAAAAUCACCGCAGAACGUCACAACAUUAAUGACUGGACUGGGGAAACAUACUCUAAUGUGGACUUAAAUACACAACAGGUAUUAACAAGAUUAGAAACAGCAGAAGACAUUGGAAUUCCACACAAGGUAGCGAGGGGGACGUGGUAAACAGGAGGAUCGGCACGAGCAAGGCAUGACACCAACAUGAUAACUUUAACCCCUACCCAGCACUGACUGACCGCCUGAUGGACGGACAGACACUACCAAAAGGAACACAGGCAGGAACUUCAAUACACAAACUAAACCUUAUAACAAAGGAGCAGGAGUGACACCCGAAACAAUUAACCAAUCACAGAGGGUGCAGGACAAUGAGAGGAUAGCACAAUUAACAAUCAUGAGGCACGGGGAAACAGGCAGCAGGUGGGACUAAUAACGGAGUUCAUCACAGAACUAAGAGGCUUAACAGGCAAACUAGCCCAUUGUCUUUGUUUAUGGCUGAAGAGAAAGCACGGUGCCAGUGAAAAGUGAAGGUGCUGUACUCAGCUGUGAAAUGUAUGUUCUUGCUUUCAAGGGCGAUGCCUUUGUGGCUUUGAGAAUCUUGUUGUGGUCCAUGAAGUAGUUUGGCGAUCACGGUAUUGGGAAGGUUAGGUUCAUUGGGAGGUCUAGUGCGAUGUGCUCACAUAGUCUCAAUCUUUUCUCCUGCCAGGAAGCUGCACCAUUUUGGUACUGAGGAGGAGAGGCUUCUCAGUCCCAUGAACAACUUUUUACAGCAACUUUUUCUUCAAGCAGCACUAAACAAAGCACAAACAGGACAGAAGACAGUGAUGCUGUUGUCAGAACUCAUUGAUUUUCAUACCAUUUUUGAGGCAAACGUUUACAAUGGAACAUCCUCACAGAGAAAGACUGAAUUUCGGCUGGAUCUGUUUUCCCAUAUUAAAGACUUUGAAACAAAAAAAAACAAAAGUCUUCAGUCAAUAUUACAUCCAGUUUAUCAAUCAACUCCUGCAGUCUGGGAUAUAGACCUCUCUAAGAGGAAGGCGUCCAUCCUCCAUGAAGUGCUGAAAUUCCAGAUAGAGAAAAAAACUGUAAAUAUUUUAAGCUGGUCAGAUGAAGAGAAUGAGCUAAAGAGUUUUCUCCUGUGUCUGCCCUAUAUUUCACAUCUAAGAUUGUCUGAUAGGCAUUUUUACACAGAAGAAGCCAUCAGAUUCAUUGCCAAUCUCUUCAUUCAAGCAGCAGAGUGUGACAGAGAGACAGGAGAGAGGAAACUGCAGCUCCUCUCAUCAGUCUGCAGUUAUUCUUCUUUCCCUUUUGCUGGUGACACAAACACUGAUGGUGAUUUAAAAAAACAGAGUGACUUUCUGCUGGAUCUGUACUCAUUUUUGAAAGACUGUGAGAAUCCAUCACGUAGGAAUGUUCUGCUGGCAUUGCAGCCAGUUUUUCAAUCGGUUCCUGCAGUUUGGGUUAUAAACCUCUCUAACAGGAAGGCGUCCAUCCUCUUUAAAGUGCUGAAACUACAGACAAUGAAGAAACCAGUAAAGCUUGUUAGCUGGUCAGAUGAAGAGAAUGAGCUAAAGAGUUUUCUCCAGUGUCUGCCCUAUAUUUCCCAGCUGAGAUACUGUUUUGCAUGGUAUUUUUACACAGAAGAAGCCAUCAGAUUCAUUGCCAAUCUCUUCCUUCAAGCAGCAGAGUGUGACAGAGAGACAGGAGGGAAGAAACUGCAGCUCCUCUCAUCAGUCUGCAGUUAUUCCUCUUUCCCUUUUGCUGGUGACACAAACACUGAUGGUGAUUUAAAAAAACAGAGUGACUUUCUGCUAGAUCUGUAUUCAUUUUUGAAAGACUCUGAGAAUCCAUCACGUAGGAAUGUUCUGCUGGAAUUGCAGCCAGUUUUUCAAUCAGUUCCUGCAGUCUGGGUUAUAAACCUCUCUAACAGGAAGGUGUCCAUCCUCUUUAAAGUGCUGAAACUACAGACAAUGAAGAAACCAGUAAAGCUUGUUAGCUGGUCAGAUGAAGAGAAUGCGAUAAAGAGUUUUUUCCAGUGUCUGCCCUAUAUUUCCCAGCUGGGAUUGUCUGAUAGGCAUUUUUACACAGAAGAAGCCAUCAGAUUCAUUGCCAAUCUUUUCCUUCAAGCAGCAGAGUGUGACAGAGAGACAGGAGAGAGGAAACUGCAGCUCCUCUCAUCAGUCUGCAGUUAUUCCUCUUUCCCUUUUGCUGGUGACACAAACACUGAUGAUGAUUUAAAAAAACAGAGUGACUUUCUGCUGGAUCUGUACUCAUUUUUGAAAGAAUGUCAGAAUCCAUCACGUAGGAAUGUUCUGCUGGCAUUGCGGCCAGUUUUUCAAUCAGCUCCUGCAGUCUGGGUUAUAAACCUCUCUAACAGGAAGGCGUCCAUCCUCUUUAAAGAGCUAGAACUACAGACAAUGAAGAAACCAGUAAAGCUUUUUGGCUGGUCAGAUGAAGAGAAUGAGCUAAAGAGUUUUCUCCAGUGUCUGUCCUAUAUUUCCCAGCUGGGAUUGUGUGAUGGGCAUUUUUACUUGGAAGAAGCCAUCAAAUACUUCCCCUUAAGGGGUAACAGAUUGUCUGAAUGCCCUUUCACCUCAAAGGAAGCUACCAGAUUCAUUGCCAAUCUCUUCAUUCAAGCAGCAAAGUGUGACAGAGAGACAGGAGAGAAGAAACUGCAGCUCCUCUCAUCAGUCUGCAGUUAUUCCUCUUUCCCUUUUUCUAGUGACAGAAACACUGAUAGUGAUUUAGAAAAACAGAGUGACUUUCUGCUGGAUCUGUACUCAUUUUUGAAAGACAGUGAGAAUCCAUCACGUAGCAAUGUUCUGCUGGCAUUGCAGCCAGUUUAUCAAUCAGCUCCUGCAGUUUGGGUUAUAGACCUCUCUAACAGGAAGGCGUCCACCCUCCUUGAAGUGCUGGAAUUCCAGACAGUGAAGAAACCAGUAAAGCUUUUUAGCUGGUCAGAUGAAGAGAAUGAGCUAAAGAGUUUUCUCCAGUGUCUGCCCUAUAUUUCCCAGCUGGGAUUGUCUGGUUGGCAAUUUUACUCAGAAGAAGCUAUCAGAUUCAUUGCCAAUCUCUUCAUUCAAGCAGCAGUAUGUGACAGAGAGACAGGAGAGAAGAAUCUGCAGCUCCUCUCAUCAGUCUGCAGUUAUUCAUCUUUCCCUUUUUUUGGUGACACAAACAGUGAUGAUGAUGAUGAUGAUGAUGAUGAUGAUGAUGAUGAUGAUUUAGAACGCCAGAGCAACUUUCUGCUAGAUCUGUACUCACUUUUGAAAGACUGUGAGAAUCCAUCAUAUAAGCAUGUUCUGCUGGCAUUGCAGUCAAUUUAUCAAUCAGCUCCUGCAGUUUGGGUUGUAGACCUCUCUGAGACAAAGGUGUCCACCCUUUAUGAAGUGCUGGAAUUCCAGACAGUGAAGAAACCAGCAAAGCUUGUUGGCUGGCCAAAUGAAGAGAAUGAACAAAGGAGUUUUCUGCAGUGUCUGCACUAUGUUUCAGAACUAGACAUCAGCAAACAGCUUCUGCAGCAGCUCCUCUGUCUGAUCUCAGUGGGGGAUGAAGUCCAGGCUGCCUCCCUCUCCAGGGUCCUGGGCAGGGAAGUGAAUCUCAGCCACAUCCUGAUUGACCCCCAAACUUGCAUGUCACUGGCCGCGGUGCUGGAGCAGGCAGAGGGGCUGUCAAAGCUGGAUCUCAGUCACUGUCAGCUGAAUGACCACAGGGUGGAGCUGCUGCUCCCACAUCUGCACAAAGCGCGAGUCCUGAACCUCAGUAACAAUGACAUAUCUGACCUUGGAGCUCUGAGAAUCCACAGUGCCGUUUCCACAAGCAGCUAUAUCCAAACAGUGAGGCUGUUUAACAACAGAAUAACGGACACGGCAACCUUCCUGACAGACCCACGCUAUGAUUUAUGGGACCAGUCAAAGGGCCAAAUUACAGUGGAACUCAAACCAGAUUUAAAUUCUCAUAAUGGUGAAUUUUGCUACAGCCUCAGCUGUGAAUCAGGAGGGCACUUUCAGUGCAGUGCGACAGGGCUGGUGUUUCUUAUGAAGCGAGCAGGCAAGGUGGAGUACAGCCCCACUUACUGGGAUGAGGCUACUUUGAAAACUGCUGGUUAUGAACCUGCAGGGCCCCUGUUCAACAUCGAGAAUCCUGAGAAAGGGCUUUGUUCACUGCAGCUUCCGCACUGUGAGGCCGAUGUAGAAGGACGAGAGCACCUGUCUGUGGCCCAUUUCUGUGAUGGAAAUAUGGAGGUGCUGAAGCCCUUGGCAGUAACAGACACUCAUGUGAAGAUACAUGUCCAGGAUCUCUCUCUGUUUGGCAUCGUUAGAAGUAUAUUAUCAUUAAUUACGUCUAGCGUCCGUGGGCAAGUGUUACUUUUCCAGCCACGCAGAAGCACUACUCAGAAACAGAUAUAUGUGUUCCUGUUACCCUCCAAUGUGCCGCUUAGCCAGGUAAGCGAGCAGCACAAAGAGUGCAUGUACAUAAAAACCAGCUCAGAUUGCACCUUGACUCCAAACCAAAAAUACAGUGUUACCUCAGAACUUGAAGUACAUCAUGAAAUCCAGCCUAAGUCACAAGUGUUUUUCUGGAACUUUGGCCCAAAUUUCCACCCAACAUUUGAGAUUUUCUUCAGCAAUGACAUCACAGCCUUGCAUCUGGCAGUUUUGGAGAAUGGAGAAUGUGAAGUAUGGGCUCGCAAAGUACAUUUAUCAUCAGAAGCAGCUCCAGAUGCAGCAGAAAAUUGCCACAUCUCACAGAUAGAUUGGAAAGAUUAUCUAUUAGAUGUAUUGGAGGAGCUGACAGAUGAAGAGAUGAAGAAUCUGAAGAUGCGCAUGCCGGCCCCUGCAGGCCAUAAGGGCAUCCCUAAAAGCAGGCUGCAUGGAGCUGACCGCCCAGACCUGAGGAACUUCAUGGUAGAGAGGUGGGGAGUGGAGGGCUCUAUCACGGCCACCAAGGAGGGGUUGAGUAAAAUCCAACGUAACGAUUUGAUCGAGAAGCUAAAUGACUUCCUGCAGAAACUCUCCAAUUGAAAAAAUCCUCCGCAUGAAGCCUCUGUGCUCUUGACACAGAGGUCAGGAAAAGCCUUUUAAUGUCAUAACUAAUUAGAAAGAUUAAUACAGCUGCAAAGGAAGAUGAAGUGUACAGAUACUAACAAACAGUGCAAAUGCAAAAUAAAGUGAAAAAGACACACAAUGCAAACAAUAUCGUGCAAGGUUGUGAGGGUGGGCUUUUGCAGAAAUUUUCACAUUUGUGUAACAUGCAUCCAGGAAAAUGCUUAUGGCAUUACAAACUUCUAUGAAUAAGUUUAAUAGCUAGUUUUUUUCAGUUUUAACUUUCUCUUCCCCUCUUAGGUUCUUCUACACUCUAGUGGGUUGCCCUAUAAUCUUUAUAUAUUGACUGUUUUGACUUAACAUAAAAAAAAUCACUAAUGCUAUACUGUAUGACACAUAACAAGAACAGUACAGCAUCAUUAUGGGGGAAACUUUAGAGCUCCCAAGGGCUUGUGUAAGCACCAGAAUCACAUCUUCCAUAUGCCCAAAGCUCCCUCUACAGCAGUGUAUGUUCUUUGGUGUGUGGUGUUAUUCAUCUCCUUAGCCACAGUUUGGGGAUUCAAUACUGUAAUCAGCAGCUAUUAGCUAAGAGGAUGCCUGUUGUCUCCCAAAAAUCAGCCACCAGCAAACACACCAUCCUUUGCUAUCUGACACACUCCAAAGCUGGACCAGAUAUAAGCAUCAUGUGUAGUCCUAGGCCACUUGGCGACAAUGUCUGUAACAUGUAUUUGAUGGUUGCAUAUGACCUGGACAUUUAGGCCUAGUGCCAAUAACCCUUUUCGACUGGUGGAAGUGGGAUUCAAAGGGCUGCAAAUAUGAAUAGAGUUGAGAGUACCAUCCACUGCACCUACAAUGCCAGGCAUGCCUGCAAUGGCAUGAAAACAACUUUUAGUGUCAUGUAAGGCAUCCCACCCUGAUGGACAUUGUAUGUAGUUGUGCGUACAGUGCAACAGAAAUGUGAUCAAUGCAUGCACAGAUGCAGGACACAGGAGCCUUGCUGAGGCCAUGCAGAUAUGUAGGUCUGCAGAAAUCCACCAUUGAAAGCUGUCAGAAGCUACACGGUGGGCAAAAUUCUGGUGUUCCUCUUUUCAAUUUAUCCUGCACCAGACCAAGGAAGCUCAUUAUUUUCACCACAGGCCAGCCUGUAUUUCUCUAUGAAUUGUUCAUUACUGAGAUGGUCCAAGGGGUUCAUACCCACCCGCAAAAGCAAUUUGGCUUCCUAGAUGGCACUCUCUCAAUCGCUGUCUUCUAUUGACUUGCACAAUUCUCUGCAUUGCUGGUCAUGAGGGGUGGCAAGAAGGUCCUGGGUUCAAUCCCUGGGUCGCUUAGGGUGCCUUUCUGUGUGGAGUUGGCAUGUUCUCCCCGUGCAUGCGUGGGUUUCCUCCGGGUGCUCCGGUUUCCUCCCACAGUCCAAAGACAUGCAGAUUAGGUCGAUUGGCUACUCUACAUUGCCCGUAGGUAUGAAUGCGAGUGUGUGUUGUCUGUGUUGGCCCUGUGGUGGACUGGCGGCCUGCCCAGGGUGUACCCUGCCUCUCGCCCGAUGAUGCUGGGAUUGGUUCCAGCUUCCCCGCGACCCAGAUGGAUACAGCGGUAUAGAUAACGGAUGGAUGGAUGGAUUUUGAAUUGACUUGGCUACACCCUGUAAGAUGUUGAAUUGGACUUUAAGAAGAAUUUAAUUAAUUUCAUUUCAAUGUAAUCAUGCAACACAUGAACGCCAUUUAAUCUAAACAUGAAUAAUUACAUAGCAGUUUACUUCCAAGAUGGUAGAUGUAUAUAUUGACCAUAUAUAUGUACUAGUGAGUAACUUUAUAGUUGCAUGACUGUAAGAUAAAAAUUGUGUAAUUGUUUAAGCCUUCUCCAACAAUAUGCAUUUGGGUUAUGUCAGCCCUCCUUUUCCAUGGGCAUAUAUUUAUUAAUUUUGCAUAUUUAACUGCUUAUGUGUGUUACCAUUUGUGAGGAGUCUGCAAUUGCGUUUCCUGUCAGUGUCCAUGGGUUGUCAGAUGGAUAGGGCUGUGAUAGGGUUACUUGUAUGACUGUAUGAAGCACACUUUCACCAUGGUACACAAAAUCCAUUUAUUCUAUAGGUGACACUUCAAAUGUGACAUUCAUUAUGAAUAACUGCACAGACUUUUCAGGCAGGUGUUCAAACAGGGGGCACGGCCAACGGGUGCAUUUCGUGAAUGUGUGGGGGGUAGGGGCGGGACUUAGUGUAUGCCGUUUAUGUUAACAUUCUGUGUAAUUCAUAUUGAAAUAUUAAACUGUAUUUUUAAAGCUGCACUUACACUUUGCAUAUGAAUUUAUGUGACAUCAAUCCCAUUUUGAUUCAACUUCCCUAUAUUCAAAGUCGAAUUGCGAUUCUGCACCGUGUUUUCAACCGAUUUAUGAAUUGAAUUUGAUUUUCCAGGUCAUUCUCAAGUCAAUUCUGAAUGGUGCACAACCAUGUUAUGUAGGCUAUUUGAAUUAUAUACAGGUGUUACAACAACGAGCCCCAUUUCGUUAAUUUAUAGUCAACAUUAGUUUUAUAUUGCGAUAUUGACCUCUUGCAUUAUUAUGUUGUCCAAGAGAGAGAGUCAAUGUGUUUUUGUCAUCUAUUCUGGCCAAUCUCUGUGUCUCUGUGACAGGACAGCAAGCAAAAGUUCAAAUAAAGAAUGACGUAGAAAAUAACGAGUGGGUCGGAGCACUCAUAAAUCUAUGAACGAGAUAAUGAACUACUUAGUUACGAAGGGUUUCUGGAAACACAUGCUCAUUGACAAAAGUACGAGAUAACGAAUUACUUAGCAUUACGAACCUUUCUAGAAAACCACCCCAGUUAAGUAAUACAUAACUAAUCAUGGAACCACCAUCGUGUAACCACCAUUAACCUAAGUAAAUAAAAAGGGCAGCAUCCUGGGUUCUCAUCCUAACCACAAGAUGUGCGUAUCUCUGUAAAGGUAUUGCUGUAUUCCAGUCUGGUCUUGGUCUCGAGACCACUUUUUCAUUUGCUCGGUCUCAGCCUCAGACUGGAAUCUAUGAUUCGGACUCAUAAUUUUAGAGCAAGAAGCAAGGCCAAAUUUUUUUCAACCGAUGUUAAACUUUCUCAUUUCUCC
Molecule: messenger RNA, 8254 nt
Organism: Paramormyrops kingsleyae
Lineage: Eukaryota; Metazoa; Chordata; Actinopteri; Osteoglossiformes; Mormyridae
Source: RefSeq, a predicted model, not a curated record